AUGGCCGCACCAACAACCGAGACGUCUGUUUGCCCGUCCCAGCCAGAGGAGCCCAUUCAUAGUCCUGCUCAUCUCGACGGUGUGGCUUACCUAUACGGCCAUCCACUGCUCAACUCACUUUCUCCGUCUCUCCAUCAAACAGUUUACAAUGCAUUGGGUCUCAACUGGCAGCAAAUCCCUCUGUCCAGCGUAUAUGGCACCUCUGCCACCUACCCACCCCCUUACACCCGCUCUCCGCCUAUACAAACCUUCCUCGCCUCGAUUAAAGCCAAUCCCAAAUUUGUCGGCUCAUCAGUCACAAUGCCGCACAAAGUCGCCAUAAUGCCUCAUCUGGACGAUCUGACGGAGCACGCCCGCCAAGCCGGCGCUUGUAACACAAUAUUCAUUCGCCAGGACCCCUCAACAGGCGCCCGCUGCUACGUCGGCACCAACACCGACUGUGACGGUAUCCGUGAAGCUUUGCUGCAAAACUCGCCCGAUCCAUCACGCUUUCGCGACCGGCCAGCCUUGAUUAUUGGGGGCGGUGGCACAGCCCGCACGGCAAUCUACGUGAUGCGUCGAUGGCUUGGCUCGAGCCGUAUCUACAUUGUCAACCGAGAUGCUGCCGAGGUGGCCGCGAUCAUGGCGGAGGAUCGGGCGCGAAAUCCAGACCCGACCGCACAGGCACCGCUCAUUCAUGUCACCGAUCCCGAAGAAGCCGCUCGUUUGGAAUCUCCUGCCGCGAUUGUCUCCGGAGUCCCCAACUACCCUCCCAAGACUCCGGAGGAGUUGAGCGCGCGUGCAGUGGUAAAGUCAUUCCUUGGCUCGGCAGCCGAGGCUUCUCAGCAGGAUGGUGUGAUCCUGGAGAUGUGCUAUCACCCAGUCCCGUGGACGGAAAUUGCCCAGAUGGCAUCUACGGCUGGAUGGAAGGUGAUUCUUGGCUCCGAGGCUUUGAUCUGGCAAGGCCUGGAACAAGCGCGUCUUUGGACUGGACAAGAUGUCAUCAGGAUACCGGGGGUGGUGGAUGCUGUGAAGGCCGUCGUGAAUGGAUCUGUGGCGGAACGAGCUGCCCAUAUGAAGAAGGCUUCGAGCGUGUUAUAA
Penicillium oxalicum is the source of this 1080-nucleotide messenger RNA. RefSeq names its product shikimate dehydrogenase family protein. The coding region runs from base 1 to 1080 and encodes 359 amino acids. Gene Ontology annotation, biological process: chorismate biosynthetic process; shikimate metabolic process. The record is from RefSeq and is a predicted model, not a curated record. Gene Ontology annotation, molecular function: shikimate 3-dehydrogenase (NADP+) activity. NCBI's taxonomy places the organism in Eukaryota, Fungi, Ascomycota, Eurotiomycetes, Eurotiales, Aspergillaceae. The transcript has a single exon.